AUGAGAAAAAUCCCUUCUCUAUCUGUUGAAUCAACAUGUUCACCAUCAACAACUAUCAAUGACAGUGCUGAAACAGAUGAUUUCUCUCCAACAAAUUCCAACAGACCAUUCAUUGAUGAUAUUAUUUUUGAAAUUCUUCAUUUUCUUGAAUCAUUGUUUAUUAUUCAAGUUUGUAUGAAAAUUUCAAAACAAUGGAGACAAGUAUCAUUUCAAAUUCCUCUCUCAUUAUCAUACGAACUAAAUAGCUCCAAACAAGUUCGUAAACAAAUCAAACUUUUAACUAAUUGUCAAUGUUUGAAGAAUUUGACUUCUUUGAACCUGGAAAACAAUCAAAUUGGUAGUGAAUGUGUAAAAUAUAUUUCUGCGAGUGGAUAUUUGAAGAAUUUGGUUUCUUUGAAUCUGUUCGCCAAUCUACUUGGCAAUAAAGGAGUCAAAUAUAUUGCCAAUAGUGAAUCUUUGACGAGAUUAACUUCUUUGGAUCUGAGGUACAAUCAAAUUGGCAAUGAAGGAGUCAAACACAUCACUACGAGUGAAGGUUUGAAGAAUUUGACUUCUUUGAAUCUGUAUUAUAAUGAUAUUGGCAAUGAAGGUGUCAAAUAUAUUACUACAAGUUUAAAGAGUUUGACUUCUUUGAAUCUGUGCUACAAUAACAUUGGCAAUGAAGGUGUCAAAUAUAUUGCUAAUAGUGAAUCUUUGAAGAAUUUAACUUCUUUGAAUCUAGGACAUAAUAACAUUGAGAUUGAAGGUGUGAAACACGUCGCUAAUAGUGAAUGUUUGAGGAAUUUAACGUCUUUGAAUCUGUUCUCCAAUCACCUUAGCAAUGAAGGUGUCAAAUAUAUUAAGACAAGUGAAUGGUUGAAGGAAUUGGCUUCUUUGGAUCCUUAA
Messenger RNA from Naegleria lovaniensis, 885 nucleotides. RefSeq lists its product as uncharacterized. Lineage: Eukaryota; Heterolobosea; Eutetramitea; Acrasida; Naegleriidae. The transcript has a single exon. The coding region runs from base 1 to 885 and encodes 294 amino acids. The record is from RefSeq and is a predicted model, not a curated record. Gene Ontology annotation, biological process: activation of GTPase activity; nucleocytoplasmic transport. Gene Ontology annotation, cellular component: perinuclear region of cytoplasm; nucleus; cytosol. Gene Ontology annotation, molecular function: small GTPase binding; GTPase activator activity.